CGACACCUGGCUACCCCCAAACAUCCAUUAUUCAUUGGUUUCAAUUGCAUUGAUAGUAAAAAUCUUCAUAUUGUGUUAGACUGCUGCGCCACUCGGGAGACCUAAGGCACUGCAUCUCAGUGCUAGAGGCAUCACUACAGACCCUGUUUCGAUCCCGGGCUGUAUCACAACCGGCCACGAUCGAGAGUCCCGAGUCCCGUAGGACGGUGCACAAUUGGCCCAGCGUCGUCUGGGUUAGGGGAGGGUUUGGCCGGGGUAGGCCGUCAUUGUGAAAUAAGAAUUUGUUAUUACUGAUUUGCCUAGUUAAAAAAAAAAGAGUAAAAACAUUACCAUCUACUGGACAGAUAAUGUAACUGCCUUUUGGGACAUAAUUCCAAUGCAUUUCAAACAUCGUGAUAAAACAAAAAGUAACCAGAAACUGUGAUGCCUCAGCUUAACAUGGACUUUCAGAUGAGUAUGAUGGUGUCAAUCAAGAGAUGCACAGCUACUUCCGCCAAGCCUCUGUGAACCGGAAGGAUAUCAUUAAACUUCCUGGGGUCUGGGAUCCUUUUGUUCUGAGUUACAUUAAUAUGCUGGAAUUCUACAACGAUCACGAGGGAACUGUGAAGGUUCUGAAUGACUAUGCCUAUGACAUCAGUUUGCCCCCCAAUGCCCAUGUCUACCUCUACCGGUACAUGAAGAAAUGCAACCACCCAUCAAAUAAACUGCUCAGUGCUCAAGCCUUAGAUCCUGCAAACAUUGGUCCCAAGUCACGAGUUAAUGCUGGUAUACAGUUCUCUUCUGCUACAGUCCGAGAGAGUGAUCUUCAGAAGGCUCUAGGUGUUGUUCUGGAUCUCCUGGACUUAUCCAGUUGGAGGAGAAACUUGGAUGUCUGGAACCAUUUGAUGACCAUCGUGAAGAGGCUGAGACCCAGAAAACAAUGGCUGAAGAUUGUUGCAGAGGAGUUGGUGAACAGAAUGGACUGGUGGCUAGCAAUGCACUUCACAACAUUCCUGGCCAGGAGAGACUUGGCAAUGAAUGGGGUGCUACUGGAAGUGAAGUGCUUUGUGCUUGGAGCCUUUUGUCCUCGCUAUGCCUUCAUGUACCGUGGUGUAGGUAAGGACACCCAAAAAUAAGUUACUUCCGAGGCGCAGAAGACUAGGUCAGAGAGGUCAGAGAGGUCAGAGAAGGAUAAGGAAUCCAAGAUGGCUAAGGCUCAGAAGAGAAUUCGGAAAGCAAAGCUGACUUUGAGAAAGUGUCUCGGAAUGCUGCUGGGCGCAUCGGCGAGAACAGAAACGCCUGAUCAUGGCAGACAACCUCCUCAUGUAGGAAAAAUCAUGGCAGACAUAACCUCCUCAUGGAGGAAAAAUCAUGGCAGACAUAACCUCCUCAUGGAGGAAAAAUCAUGGCAGACAUAACCUCCUCAUGGAGGAAAAAUCAUGGCAGACAUAACCUCCUCAUGGAGGAAAAAUCAUGGCAGACAUAACCUCCUCAUGGAGGAAAAAUCAUGGCAGACAUAACCUCCUCAUGGAGCAAAAAUCAUGGCAGACAUAACCUCCUCAUGGAGGAAAAAUCAUGGCAGACAUAACCUCCUCAUGUGGUCAUCGGGUCAUACUCUCUCCCCUUCCAUGACAGCUGCUCCAACUACACCCCCUCACUGCAGGCCUCACUCUCCUUGCAUUGCUUUACUUCUCAAGUUCUACGAUUGUCCACCAGGGAGGGCUCACACGAUGGCUAAGUUUUGAGUCAUUCUGAAUGCUGCUGAGCCAGUAACUGAGAGCUGUGUUCACUGUGGUAGUUCGUAGGGAAAAAAGGAGGCUGGGUAUGCUGCAGUAUUAAGUCUAGGACACGGUACACAGCUCUCCCAACGGGUAGAUCGCAGCCAACAUGCAUGAGUAGCUCACCAAGCAAUUCUGAAAGUACAUGCAUGUUUUUCAUGUGUUCCCAUCGCAAACUUUCAUAAACAAGCUCCUGGCUACUAUUCAACCAAAACCACAUUGACAUUAUCCUACCCCUGGUUAGCCACUAUUGGCUUAAAAAGCCCAAAUUAACACUAAAUCUGCCAAUUUAUUUCUGGCAAUAUUUCCAUUUGCCUCAGUCUGUCUGCUUGGUACGUGCAUUUGUCUAUCACUCAGUAUGCUGCCAGUUAGCCGUGCUAGUAAUGAUAACCAUCUUGUGGGUAGACAGACUUUCUGCAAAAACUCAAUUAAAUGGUAACUGCAAAGCAGGCUUGCCUGACGGAAAGAUAUGAUUAUUUUUUAUCAAUUGGGUGGCCAUCCUUUUGCAAACUCUACCAUAACGUGCUGCAGCCGUAGGCCUAACAAACAUCACUACACUGACAUAUUCCCCACUUUCUGAAUGCGCAAUUAAAGGGGAGUUGCACAUGAAAAUUGAAAUUUUUAUUUUUAUUUUUCAGACUUCAAUUGCUCUUCUGUGAUUUUAAAUUCUGAAAUUUCCUUCCCCAAUUACAUUUUCUGUCAAGAUAGCAACUCCACCCCCUUCAGCAGUUCUAUCUACUGUAGAGAGAGCCUGCAGAGUUCUGUCAUACUAUCCAGGUUUGUGCCCAAACAGUUCGAGCUUCUACUUUCUCGCCAGAAAUGAGUCCCUCGCUGUUGCUGCUUGUUAUAGACCCCUCCUCAGCUCUCAGCUGUGCCCUGGACAUCAUAUGUGAAUUGAUUGCCCCCAUUUAUCGUCAGAGUUCGUACUGUUAGGUGACCUAAACUGGGAUAUGCUU
This is a messenger RNA of Oncorhynchus mykiss (rainbow trout), 2713 nucleotides long. NCBI's taxonomy places the organism in Eukaryota, Metazoa, Chordata, Actinopteri, Salmoniformes, Salmonidae. The record is from RefSeq and is a predicted model, not a curated record.